GUACUACAAGGAAUGGAAGCAGCAGCAACAGAAGCUUCCAUCUACACCGCUCAUUGUGGAGGCAGAUGAGGUGCAGCGGCCUCCAAGACAGGUGGAGGUUGCAGUGUCUGAAGAGGAGAUGUCUGGGGUGACUGAGGAAGGGGGAGCAGCUGAAGUAGAGCAGCAGCAGCAGCAGCAGCAUGAGCACAAGUAUGGACCUGAAGGGGAGCUGACCCGCUACAAGUCUAGGCUUGUGGCAAAGGGGUUUCAGCAGACAAAGGGGAAGGACUAUGAUGAGGUGUUUGCUCCUGUGGGGAAAGGAACAACAUUGAGGGUGCUAUUGGCGAUGGCUGCACUCCUGGGAUGGAAGAUACGGCAGAUGGACAUUGUGACUGCCUUUCUGAAUGGGAUCAUUCUGGAGGAGGUGUACAUGAAGCAGCCAGAGGGGCUGGAUGAUGGGAGCGGCAGGGAGAAGGAUGAAAUCCUCAUGCUCUUGGUGUAUGUGGAUGAUAUCCUUCUCUUCUCUGCAUCAACUGCUUUGCUGGACAGCGCAGAGCAGAUGCUGGAGAUGCAGUUCAAGUGCUCCAAGAUGGGUGAGGUAGUGGGUGAGAGUGACAGGAAGCUGUUUCAUUCGAUGGUUGGGUCGCUGAACUAUGCUGCAAAUCAUACACGGCCUGACAUUGCAUUUGCUACAUCACGAAUUUCGGAUUUAUAUUUUGAGUAAUUCUAGCUCCUAAGUUCACCUAGACUCCGUCCUUAAUCCUAACAAGUGGUAUCAGAGCGAUAUUAAGGACAUUGAGAGGAGUCUACAGAAGUUUGAAGACCCUUCUAGACCCACCAUGGCCUGUGGGUGUGCCUAAGUGGUGUUCUAAA
Molecule: messenger RNA, 852 nt
Organism: Closterium sp. NIES-67
Lineage: Eukaryota; Viridiplantae; Streptophyta; Zygnematophyceae; Desmidiales; Closteriaceae
Source: the annotation of a GenBank genome assembly